CGUGAGGGAGCUCAGGGUUGCAGCAUCAGUUGUACAUCAAUUUUUUUCUUUCCAUACCAAAAAAAUAGAACAUCAUCCAUAUUUUUCAAUUAUUUUCUUCCCACUUUAAGUUCAUUUCAGGCCAGUUGCAUGCAUUGUUCGUCUGCCAAAAUGGUUUGCGAAACUAAAAUCGUUGCAGACGAACACGAUGCCAUACCUGGGACCAAAAAAGAUUCAAUCAUCGUUUCCUCCUCGCAAAUGUGGACGUCUUCUUCGUCUUCUCCCAGUGCGCACGAGAGCAAGGACGAGAAACGGAACCGGGUUUUUAUUCGCGAGUUUGAACAUUCUGACCGUGAAGAGGUGCGACGGAUCUUCAACGAGGGAAUCAUGGAGCGCAUUCCCAAUUCGGCAUUUCGGGGUCUAAAACAGCAAACGCGAACGCAGUUUAUCUAUGCGUUUCUGACAGUAAUGUGCUAUGUUAUGACCAAAUCGUACACACUGACCUUCUGCACGCCCUUUAUUCUCAUGGGUGCACGUUAUUACUACAGCAGAAAAGUCAUACUCAACUACCUGGACUGCGCUCUGCACACUGAUAUGGCUGACAUUGAGGCAUAUUACAUGAGACCCACAGGCUCUUGUUUCUGGGUGGCAGUUUUGCAAGGCCAGGUGGUGGGCAUCGUGGCAGCGCAAGGUCGAGAAGACGACAACACAGUUGAACUCCGUCGCAUGUCUGUGGACUCUCGUUUCCGUGGUAAAGGCAUCGCCAAGGCUCUGGGUCGACGUGUUUUAGAGUUUGCCAUGUUAAACAACUACUCUUCCGUGGUUCUGGGAACGACUGCAGUCAAGAUGGCCGCCCACAAGCUGUACGAGUCAUUGGGUUUCCGGCGAGUCGGAGAGACUGAGGACUACAUUCUCCCAGGGAUGACCCGUUCACCGCUGGAGAGGCUCUUCUUCCAGAUCCGCUACAGCCGGUACAGAUUACAGCUUCACGAAGAGUGAGAGACAGAGAGUUAACUUGAGCGCGCAAAAUAGAAUAUAAAUGAAGCCGCCGUCAACGACCCUGAACCUUCCACUGACCCGGUCCUCUUGUUCUACCUAUUUAUUAUUAUUAUUAUUUUUUUUAAAGUCAGAUCUGUUCCUACAACUUUAAUUUUUAUUCAUUCUUAUUUUAAUUCUUAUUUGUAUAGUUAUGUUACAUUUUUAAGGGGGUUUAAGGUUUUAUUCCUUUGAUUACUAUAAGUUUCUGCUCUUAGUCUUUCUUUCCAUAGUCAUCUUGCCACCUUAAAAGGCCGUAAACAAUUGAAUAGCUCCAAUGAUUUUGUGUUGUUAGGAUAUAAAUGGAAUUUUUUUUACAGUGACAAAUAUCCACACUAAAAAAAAAUUCUGCCUCUGACCCUUUUCCAAGCCAUCAUAAGGGCCGAUCAACAGAGUAGCACAGACCAAUCUAAAAUCUCACGAAGCAGUGGACGUAGGGACUGGAGGGAUGAAGGUAGUCAAUUUUGAUCCACCUUUUCUGAUGCUACCGUUCUCUUUUGGCAACAUUAGCAGUCUGGUGGAAUCAAACAGUCCAUUAAAUUGUAACUUUUAGUCUGAAGCACAGCAUGUCUUUUAUAAACUUGUCUAUCUGACAAACAAAAAAAGAGAGCUCAAAAUCUGGUGAGCAUUAUAAAGCCAGGGUUUAUAUCCCAAAGCUCCUACAGUAGUGUUGAUUGAGUAGGUUCCUAGGGUUAAGCCACAUUAAAAAUAGUUCGGAAACCACUUAAAAGAAAUGGAAGUUUUUUCAUGUUAAAGAAAAAUCUUUAUCUACACUUUUGGCUGACAUUAAUAUUACAGUUGGUGAAAUUUAAGUUUACAGAUGUAAUUUAAUGUUGUAAAAAUCUAAAUUCAUUUGAAAUACACAUACUGUGAAAAUCUGAAUUAGUACAUAUUCAUCGUGGAACUAAUUUUAGCACAUAUCCAUUUGUGUACUGAUUUAAUGAAGCUUUAAUAACAAUUUGAUUGAACUUUUGUAAACUUUGUGGAUAAUUCAAGUCUUCAGGUUUGUGAGAAAAUAGAAUUUACUCCAAAAUUUCUGAAUUGUAGUCAUGCUUCCCCAUCUGAUAUUGCUUCUUCAUUGCAAUAUCUGAAGUCUGACUAUUAAAAAUGUAGAAAAACAAAUGCAAUCAAAUAUGAAUCCAAUAUAUGACAGCAAUAUGAUGAUGGAACAUAAAUUAAAUGGAGCACAAAUCUAAAUUUGGAUAAAUAUAAAAAAAUGGACUAUACAAGUAUACAAUAUAUAAGGCUUUAUAUUCUGCACUAAUUAAUGUAUAUGUAUAAUGUUUGAAUACUUAAUAACACCCAUAAUCUCUCUCCGUCUCCAUUAUCCUAUCACAGUACCAGCAGAGGGAGAGAUACAAACCACAAUGAGCCUCAUCUGUGAUAUACUGUUGUAUAAAGUUAAGCAAUUUAAUGUGAUUAAAAUACAUAGAAGUAACAUGUAGUGCAAAAAAAAACAAAAAAAAAAAACAAAAAAAAACAUUAACUUCGCCAGUUUUCCUUGACUUGACUUUGACCCCACCCCCUUUAAAAAAUCUGACUGCAACCCUGGGCCAGACCCCUCCCUCCCUUACGUCCCCACCCUUCUACCCCAUUCCCAUAUCUGCAUGUGCCACUAAGUCUUGUUGCACUGCCUUUUUCCAUUCAAGCUUGUACUAUUCCCAUACUUCCCUCUGUGAUGUCACAGUAGCAGUGUGGAAAUAGCUUAGAAUGUGAGAUGGGCGGGGUCAGCCAAAUACUAGGACUACCCACCAGCUUGCUGCAUCAAUGACAUCACAGCUGCCUAUAGUUGAAUGCAAGAGCAAUGCAAAUGUGUGGCAUGCCUCUGUACCUGGUUUGUGCGUACGGUGCCUGCCAUGGAAAAGAAGUAAACUAUACUUAAAAUAUGUAAAACAAGCUUCUUUCUUUAACUGAACAUAUUACAAACUUGUGUGUUUCAUUAUUCAAAGAACUUGUUGUUGCAUGAAUUAUCUUUGAAUGAAAAAUGAGCUAGAAAAUUCCAUCUUUCACAUGGCAAGUCUUAAAGUGGAACCAUUUCUUUUUCUUAUUUUUUAAAUUUAAAUUUCAGUUUAUUUAUUUUUACAUUUUUAGGCUGAUUGUCAUCUAUUUUAGGAUAUUGUAUUUUUUUAUCGUAAGAAGGCCUUGAUUUAACUGAAUGUGCUGUUUUGAUUACAUGUGAGCCGAUCAGUUUGGUGAUGCUUCUCACUGUAAUUGUGAAGACGUCCCUACUAGAAAGCAAUUCACUUUGACACAACUAUGCCAGUUGCAUGUGCCAGUCAAAUUAGACAUAGCAUUCUCCUGUCUCCCUUAAAAAUGUCUUCUUAUUUAAUGGCCAGUUAAGCUGUAUUGAAAUGCACUGACAUCCUAAGAGGAAGAAUCGGGGGGAUAAAAUCUGUGAUGCGCUAUACAAACUAUUGACAUGAAUGCUGCCUGUGUAAACCCAAAGCCGACAAGGUACAGAUCCCACUUAUAUAGAGCAUUAUGUAAGGUCUUGUGAACCAUUUGUGUGCUAAACUGUGAAAAGCCUAGUACUUUUAUGUGAGACCAAAAAACAAACAAAAAAACCCCCCAAAAAAACCUAAUAUAUAUA
Messenger RNA from Myxocyprinus asiaticus (Chinese sucker), 3604 nucleotides. RefSeq names its product N-acetylaspartate synthetase. The transcript is spliced from 3 exons. Lineage: Eukaryota; Metazoa; Chordata; Actinopteri; Cypriniformes; Catostomidae. Gene Ontology annotation, cellular component: mitochondrial membrane. Gene Ontology annotation, molecular function: L-aspartate N-acetyltransferase activity. The record is from RefSeq and is a predicted model, not a curated record. The coding region runs from base 130 to 978 and encodes 282 amino acids.